Pseudomyrmex gracilis is the source of this 651-nucleotide messenger RNA. RefSeq names its product zinc finger and SCAN domain-containing protein 29-like. Lineage: Eukaryota; Metazoa; Arthropoda; Insecta; Hymenoptera; Formicidae. The record is from RefSeq and is a predicted model, not a curated record. The coding region runs from base 1 to 651 and encodes 216 amino acids. The transcript has a single exon.
AUGUUUGCCACUCGUUUGCUGGAAACAGCAAAAUUACAAUUGGAUGAAACAGCAAAUAUAUCGGCUAUCUCUGAAGAUGGUAAGNAGUCAUUAUUUAAGUGGUCUCAUGCUGCAACUCUCCUCUUGAUAGAGGAGUAUCGUCUUCAAGAAAAUAACCUCACAUCAGGUAAAAUGUCUCAGAAAAAAGUAUGGAANAAUAUUGCAGCAGCAUUAUCUGCUAAAGGGUAUAAUGUUACUGGAUCUCAGUGCCUUUCCAAAUUUCAUGGAAUGAAAAGAACUUAUAAGUCUAUAAAAGAUCAUAAUGCUAAAUCAGGUAAUAAUCCUAGGACAUGGCCUUAUAUGGAUGUAAUGGAGUCUUUACUUGGUGAGCGACCUUUCAUGUCGCCUCCAGCACUAGCUUCUUCAAGUGGUAUUCGUUCUAGUCCAAAAUCUGAUAGCGAAUCAAGUAGUUUGUCUAUAAAUUCAUNUAACAAUGAUUUACGUAAUCCAAGUCGGAAGCGUAAGGCACAAGAAGAUACAUCGAAAAUAGCCGAAUCAAUUCUUAAAAGUCGAGAGAUGGCAGAAAAGAAUAAAGAUCAGAAACACAAAGAAAAAAUGGAAUUUCGAAAAGAAAUGCUGAGUUUUAUGCAGAAAUUAUUAGACAAACUUUAA